AUGGACCAAUGUCGCGGCGUUAUAUCCCAACUUUACCUUUUCUUCCUCCUUCUUCACUGUCUUGAGGUUGACCUUGAAAUCAGCCUUCGUGAGUUUGGAGGUGUCGCCGUCUGUGGUCUUCUUCACCCUCUUCAAGUUGGGCCUCUUCGUCCCCUUCAGCUCGUUGAUCUUCUCAACCAGUGUCUGGAUCUGAGCAACAAUCACACCCUUCACAUCCCAACAGCGUCGUCUUCUCUUAGGAUUCUGGACAAGCGCUUGGACUGCAACCAACAGGGUCUUAAAAACUGCACAAUUAAUAACUGCUCAGACAAGCGCAUGGUUGUACCCAGAGGACGUGCGCCCGUCGGCCCGGAAUGGGAUGCUGAGCAUGUGGGGGUCUGGAUGGACGAGCACGGACCGCUUUCUGUGGUGAAUGUGACAUGGCAAAUAAAGGGAGAUGGAAGUGCAAUAACCGUUCUUGGAUCUGAGAUAAAUAUUCUUGAUGAAAGUACAAAUCAAAGUAUCUGUGUGCAGUUUUCUUACAACCUCAGCCAACCGCAUAAUCCAGACUAUAUGAGGUGGACAUUUUCCUUGGAUGGAGUCGUGGUGGAGCCCGACCAUAUAUACAGAGUGUCUCUUUUUAAUCUGCCAGAACCUGAUAUCGGAGACUACAAGAUAAAUAAGACCAUUACCAUCCCAGGAUGUGGUGACGGGAGGAUCCAAAAGGCACAAAUGUGUCUGGAAAAUGGUAGUCUGUGGGAUCCGAACGUGACCACUGCUGUGUCUCUUAAUGAGGAACUUGGAAAGUUCUCCAUUGUUGUGAGUUUUAAGACAGCUCAGUAUUCAGAGAGAUACCGAGUCUCCAUCCAGAGUUCUGGUUUCCGUUGCUCAAAGGAUGUCUCAAAGGACAACAGAACUUUGCUAAAUGUGUCCUUUGAGUUUGGUUGGUGGCAGCUUCCACAAUGUGAAACCCUGUUAAAGAUUCAGCCGUUUUUUGUUCGAUGCAAGAACGACUGUGGGCGCCCUGAGAAAAUAAUAGAUGUUUGUCAAGAUUAUCCAGCACGAACUUUAAUUAUAAAGGCAAUGGUGGGGCUGCUUUUCAUUGGUGGUUGUGUUGCCUAUUUACUGUGGAGAGCCACUCAGAAAGAUCCAGUCAACACAUCCUCAGCUGCUGCCAAACAGCAGCCAGAAUGUUUCAAAGUGCAGGACAGAAAAAGAGUCCUCAUCAUCUACUCCCUCGAUCACCCUUUAUACAAAAGCAUUGUCCUCAGGCUUUGUGCCUUUCUGGCGUCCAAAUGUGGCACUGAAGUGGUCCUGGAUCUGCUGGACUCUAGAAGACUGGGACUGUUGGGAAGCAUCCAGUGGUUGGACUGGCACAGAGAACAAAUAGAAAGCUCUUCAGAUAAGAUUCUGAUCCUGUGCUCACGGGGAGUAAAAGCCAAAUGGCGAGCCAUGUGUGGUGACGAACGGGUCUUCCUGAGAGAGGACGCCUGCUCACCUGUAGGCGACAUGCUCAGUCCGGCCCUCAGUCUCAUGGUCCCCCAUUUUGUCCGAUCUGCGUCGUUUGAAAAAUACAUAGUGGCUUACUUUGACAAUGUUUGCUGUGAAGAAGAUGUCCCUUCACCUUUCCACAUUACAGUGCGCUACAAGCUGAUGAAACAGUUUGAGGAGCUCUUUUUCAGAAUCCUGGACACCGAGAGGCACGAGCCGGGCAGAGUGAAUCACAUCGAGGGGCUUUCAGAGGACGAGUACUAUCGCUGUCCCUCGGGCAGAGCCCUGCGGGACGCCAUCGAGGCCUUUCACGCAUACCAGCUGGAGCGUCCACAGUGGUUUGAAAAUGAGUUAGUGAGAAGCUCAAAGAGCUCAGUUGAGAUCCACGACGAUGUGAAAACAACCAAGAAUCUCUUAACAUACAGCGUACCCGACUCAAGCCAAGUCACCAGUCAUGUUGAGACACAAGACGUCGAUUUCACUGGAGACGAAACGGAACUUAAUGUGUCUUAAGUGUUUUAAAUGUGCACCUCAGUUGAGGUCAGCCCUCUUAUUAUGGAGAACAUUUGUCAAGUCCUGAGCAAGGCACUGAACCACUGA
Messenger RNA from Pseudoliparis swirei, 2070 nucleotides. Its product is annotated as interleukin-17 receptor A. The transcript is spliced from 13 exons. The record is from RefSeq and is a predicted model, not a curated record. Gene Ontology annotation, molecular function: interleukin-17 receptor activity. Lineage: Eukaryota; Metazoa; Chordata; Actinopteri; Perciformes; Liparidae.